AUGCCUAACUUCGCACCUGCAAUGUCAAGCUGUUUGACAGUCUUAGUCAGGGAGAUCACGUGUGGCAUGAUGAUGUGUUGGAAGUUAGCGGACGGUGGGAAGGUGACUAACUUCUGUCUUCUGCUUGUAGCGGACGACAUCAGCAAGAAAUUGGAGCUUGAGCCUGACAUGGCUAAGGUCCGCCGCGCUUUGAACAUCGCCCAAAAGUUUCGUGAGUGGCGUUGGCUGUUGAGCGAGUAUCGAGAGGAAGACGGUGGUCUGCCCCCUGCCGAGGAUGUCGAAAGAUGGAAGGCUGAAGUCAAGUCUCCGAGAACUCAAGCUACCUCUUCACGGGCGAGGAACGCGUCUCCAUUGAGGAAGAAGCCAAAGCUCCCUUCUGCUAAGAAGAUCCCAGUAGGAGUUGUUCCUGCCUCAUCUGCCAAGCUUGGAGAUCAUGAUCUGCUCCGCGAAGUGGUCCGUGCGCGAUCUAGCUCACCUGUUGAAAGACAAAGAGAUGCGGAUGUUCCUCCCCGAAGUUCAGGUCGUUUACACCAGUCGAAAAGUGGAGGUCGAUGUGGGAGGUCUGCUCAUCUAUCUAACCGUCAUGAUCCAAUUGUUGAGUCACGAGCAGUCAAGCGUGGAGUUGAUUCGACGUAG
This is a messenger RNA of Prunus armeniaca (apricot), 636 nucleotides long. Lineage: Eukaryota; Viridiplantae; Streptophyta; Magnoliopsida; Rosales; Rosaceae. The record is from the annotation of a GenBank genome assembly.